Molecule: messenger RNA, 147 nt
Organism: Racocetra persica
Lineage: Eukaryota; Fungi; Glomeromycota; Glomeromycetes; Diversisporales; Gigasporaceae
Source: the annotation of a GenBank genome assembly
AUGUGCGAAUCUGUACUAUAUAAAUGUGAAAAGGUACCUAAUGAAGAAGCUUUUGAAUUUAUUAAAGAUCAAUUAAAUGAGGUACCAUUAGCGGAUAAUCAAGAUAAUGAAGACAUUACAAAUAUUGAAGACCAUUAUGACUAUUGA